AUGGACGAACUUGGGGAGGCAAGCUAUUUUCUAUCAUCUGAGAAAACGGAAAAAAGCCCGGAGAAUUGUUUGUUUGCGCAAUAUCACUCACCACAGACUGACAGCAUGAAGAAAGAGAUUAUGAAACAGCUAAUGGGAAACGAUGAAGAUCGAACUAUUCGUGUCUUGUUUGCGACAAUUGCUAUUGGAAUCGGUGUUAACAUUCCUAACGUCAGACAUGUCAUACAUAUUGGAGUGCCAAGGACUAUGGAAUCUUAUUACCAAGAAAUUGGCAGAACUGGACGAGAUAAUAAACCAGCAAGAGCCUCUCUUUUCUUCAAUGGCCAAGAUAUUUCCACUAACAAACCAGGGAUGACAACUGAAAUGCGAAAUUUCUGCUUACAAGAAACCAAUUGUUUGAGAAAGGAACUUCUGGUUUUUCUGGGAUCUGCAUCAUGUGGAAGUGAAAUCAAAUUGAAAUACGAAAGGCACAUUUGUUGCAGUAACUGCUUUAAGGUUUGCAAAUGCUUAACUUGUGCAACAAAUAAGGAGUUACAAAUCCAAACUGAUAGAAAACUAUGCGAAGAACCUGAGCCCCAGCCUGUUCGCCUUGUUACAGAUGAGCAGCGAGUACGUAUACAGGCAUUACUGAAGAAAUACAGAAUUGAAGCUGGCAAAUCUGGUGCAAACUUUGGAGGAAUUGACAUCAGUACUGGGUUAACAAUAGAACUUAUAGACUUAAUUGUUUCAAAAUGUGACAAGAUCAAUUCAGCUGAAGAAUUGUUUGCUGAAUUUGAAAUGUGGGACAUCACACAUGCACAAGCAUUUUUUAAAAUUAUCAGUGAUGUUUGUAAUGCUUAACCCAUUGAGUUCCAUUGUGCCCUUAAUGUGCCCUACUAAUUAUAUUGACAUACUACUUUACUCUAAUGCCAGAUGAUUUUACUUAUCAACGAGAGUGCUGGCAUCUACUGUAAUAGGUUAACUGCACUCAUUCACUCAUACAGGUAUAAAGUGCAGUGAAAUGUAUCUCAAAACUAAUCGUAAUCAUAGCCAAUAGAAUCCUUGGAAGAGGAGAGAGCUAUGUGUCUAGUUAACCCACCGAUGAGCUAUACUUUAUUAUUUUACUCUGUGUGAUGCCAAACAAGUUUAUUCGUCAAAUGGAGAGCACUGGCACUUAAUAGGUUAAUUGCAUCCAAAUUAUAAAUAUGUGUAAAAUAUUAAAAGUAAGUCUUGUAUGACUGUUUACGAUAAUACUACAUGUACUAAACACAGUGUAGCAGUGCAGUACCAGCUGCAGUAAAUUAACAGAUUUAAUGACGUAUAAUAUAAUAUCACUAAAACUUUAAAUAAUCGUCUGUAAAAAUUGUAGCAUUAUACAUUCAGUGUGCACUAGGAAUUGAACCCAGCAAAACAAGAUAG
Paramuricea clavata is the source of this 1398-nucleotide messenger RNA. Lineage: Eukaryota; Metazoa; Cnidaria; Anthozoa; Malacalcyonacea; Plexauridae. The record is from the annotation of a GenBank genome assembly.